GGCUAUCUUUUGAAUUUCAAAAAAAGUAUUCAUAAGGACAAACGGCAUUUUAGCCACGAUUUCUUUAGGAAUGGAGGCGAAUGUGGAUGCCUUUAAUUUUCAUAACUAUACUAAUUUUUUGGAAAACGUGAGUUGCUUGGCCGUGAUGAAUUUGCAUUUCGCCCACCGUUGCCAUAUGGCCAGACAUAUCAACGACUGCAGAUACAUCACCAACUUUUUUAACUAUUAUGUGAUGAUGUAUUGCACCUUCAAGAUCGAUAAUAAGAUGACUGAAAUAUCGGUGAUGUUGCUGUUUGGAGUAAUCUACUGCAUUUUCCUGUGCAUCCUCUACCUGAGCAUCAACCACUACUUUUCACCAACGUUGAAGAUCGCUGCUCAUAAGAUGCGAGUAAACGAGUACAUGGCAGGCGUAAUGCUCGUGGGCGUGGCCAAUUCAACUCCAGAUCUGCUGGUCAACCUAUCCCCUGUCAGGCGGGAGUCCCUUACCUUUAACAUAGCCAUGGCCAACGCCCUAACUAUCAUAUGUCUGAGCGGUGGUGCGGUGUGUUUCAUCCGUCCUUUCAGGAUGAAUGGUCACAGUGUUUUCCGGGAUCUUCUCUUUCUCGUCCUCAUCAUAGAGCUGGUGCGGUUUUUCAUUGAGGAUACUCAUCAAAAGCCAUGGGUGAAGGGUACCAUGGUACUAUGUAUUUAUCCCAUAUACCUGAUUGUUAAUAUUGUCGAUGUUGUUCUUCAACGGUACACAAUAAAAAAACUUCGGAAAGAUAUUGAACAUAUGAGGCACUCGCCAUCAUCCAAUCAACACGAUCGUAUAUUGGCUGAGAAAAUUAUUUUUUUGAAUAGUCUUGAAGAAGACGAUGAAGUCCAAAUCCUUGAAUCAAAAGUAUAUCGCAAAAGAUCUUUUGACGCAGGUUUCUUUGUUACACCCAAGCCACUUAUUCGACAUAAGAAAGUUGAUGUGGAAAGCAACCGAACUAUUCUCCACAGCAAGUCCAAUCCAAAAAAUCUUUUCCUAUUCAGGGAGUUUUUCCAAUCGGUCAAUCCCAUCGACUCUGAUGCGUGGGGCAUGAGUGGUACAUGUGUACGCAUUUCAAUGAUCUUAAUGGCCCCAGUUCGAUUUUUGCUGAAGCUGGUAAUCCCAUUUGUGGACAUCCAGAAGGCCAAGCAUGGGUGGAGCAAGUUGCUGAACAGCUUACAAGUCGUGAUCACCCCUUUCGUGAUUAUUACACUAAUUGAAACUAGCGUAGCCGACAACUACUAUAAUUGGUAUAACAUUCCCAAGUUCACAAUGGCAGCGUGGUCUAUAUUGGCAACGACGCCCUUGGCCAUAAUUGUAUUUUUGCACUCGCGUACUGACAUUCCUCCUUUCUAUCAUCCCCUGUAUUGCGUGCUCACAAUUGGCACUGUAAUUAUAUUCACUUGGACUUGUGCCUGGGAAAUGGAUGUGCUUGUAUCAAUAAUCGGCAUUGUUUUUCAAUUGUCUCCAUCAUUUAUGGCCUUCACCUUCAACGCGGUGUCCGCUGCAACGGCAGACUUUAUUUCCUAUGCUCAUCUCGCCGAACACGGCUUUGGAAAGAUGGCCUUCGGCGCCAUUGUUGGCGGUUCAGUUUUCAACAUGGUUGUCAACGUUGGCAUCGAAUUGGUGGUGCAGAAUAAACUCAACUCCGACGGCCAAGUGCAAUUGUACGGAGAUGAGGGUGAAACUAUCUAUUUGUUCCUGGUAAUAACCAUCAUAACCACCAUGUGGUGGUCCUUGACCUUUAACUUCGUUGCCCGCCGAUCCGCUGGCGUGUUUCUGUGGUGCCUGUUCAUACUGUUCCUCAUUUACUCGACUGCCAUUGAAUUUAAGUGGAUCCAUGGUUUCCAGGACAACCAGUACAUUGAAGUACAGCCCUAUUAA
This is a messenger RNA of Drosophila subpulchrella, 1897 nucleotides long. RefSeq names its product mitochondrial sodium/calcium exchanger protein. Gene Ontology annotation, cellular component: membrane. Lineage: Eukaryota; Metazoa; Arthropoda; Insecta; Diptera; Drosophilidae. The record is from RefSeq and is a predicted model, not a curated record. The transcript has 9 exons. Bases 71 to 1897 code for a protein of 608 amino acids. Gene Ontology annotation, biological process: transmembrane transport; intracellular calcium ion homeostasis; monoatomic cation transport. Gene Ontology annotation, molecular function: calcium:sodium antiporter activity.